Messenger RNA from Fraxinus pennsylvanica, 813 nucleotides. Lineage: Eukaryota; Viridiplantae; Streptophyta; Magnoliopsida; Lamiales; Oleaceae. The record is from the annotation of a GenBank genome assembly.
AUGGCAGACGAAUCCUCAGACCAGAAAUUUAUAGAAGUGGUUACUAAUCACAGCAAUGAAAAUGAAGAGGAUGAUGCAAGUGAUUCAGAGCUUCCAUGGAAGAAGAGAUUUAAGAUGGCUCCAAGAAGGAAACUUCUGGUGCUUUGUCUUGGUGGAUUGCUGGUAAACAGGGUGUUCAAAAGGAAUCGGAAAAGGCCUCGACUAUUAAACCCUGAUGUGUAUGAUGGCAAUUUUGAACUUUUCGUGAGGCCCUUCUGUAUUGAUUUUAUAAAAUUUUGCUUUGAACGAUUUGAAGUGGGGGUAUGGUCUGCUACUGUAGAAUGUAAUACAGAAGAUAUUUUGAAGUGUUUGGGUUAUGAAAUGAAAAAGAACUUAGCAUUUGUAUGGGGUAAAGAAGAAUGUAUAGAUUCUGGAAUACCAUGCCUAAGAAAUAGGGAAAAGCCUCUGUUUCUGAAGGAUUUGAGGCGACUGUGGGAAAAGAAAUACCUUGAUCUUCCCUGGCGUAGGGGACAAUAUUCGCAGUCGAAUACAUUGUUGGUUUGUGUUGAUCCUCCCACAGCCUUGCUGAAUCCUCCUAAUACCGGAAUAUUUCCCCAACCGCUGCCUCUGAUUUUCCCUCUGGAUGUGUUAGGGCCUAAUGGUGAGUUGCGGUGCUAUCUGGAGAGACUUGCAGAUGUUGAUAAUGUCCCAUCUUAUGUAAAAGAGCAUCCAUUCGGACAGCCUGCAAUAACACCUUCACAUCCCGAUUGGAAUCACUACGCUAAGAUUGCUCGUGAGUUUCGCAAGGAAGACGAUGAAACUACUAGCAAAUGA